This is a messenger RNA of Cololabis saira (Pacific saury), 1767 nucleotides long. RefSeq names its product double-stranded RNA-specific editase 1-like. The coding region runs from base 1 to 1767 and encodes 588 amino acids. Gene Ontology annotation, biological process: RNA processing; adenosine to inosine editing. Gene Ontology annotation, molecular function: double-stranded RNA binding; double-stranded RNA adenosine deaminase activity; tRNA-specific adenosine deaminase activity. The transcript is spliced from 11 exons. NCBI's taxonomy places the organism in Eukaryota, Metazoa, Chordata, Actinopteri, Beloniformes, Belonidae. The record is from RefSeq and is a predicted model, not a curated record. Gene Ontology annotation, cellular component: nucleolus; cytoplasm.
AUGCCUUUUUUUCUGAAUCUGAAUCUGUCUCCGUCCCCCAGAGAGUCGGAGUGCAGCCGGUUCCAGGAGGCUGUGAAGACUCUGUCCUGCAGGGCCGACCCGCUGGUUCUGAUCGGGGAGACGCUGAGGAGGAGGAUGGAGGAAGAGGAGGAGGGGGGGCCCAGAUCCAGAACAAUAAACGAACCUUCAGGUCCCAUCGUCCCCCCUUCCUUUGGUUCUGGUCCCGCCCUGGUCCGGGGAGUAAAUGUAAAAAGAGACAAAGGAGUGUCUAAGUUUCACAUUUACAAGAUCCUGCAGCGAAAACGUUGUAAAUUCCUCUUUCUGGGCGUCGCAGGUUCGUGCAGCGCUGAUAUCAAGGAAAACCAGAACCAGAACCUGGACAACCUCCUGUACAAAGCCGGGGUUGUGGCCGGGGCCGGGGCCGGCCAACCCCCCGGGACCGGCCAACCCCCCGGGGCCGGCCAACCCCCCGGGAGGAAACGCCCCCUGGAGGACGGCGCUAACGGCCGCACGCCCUCCCGGUACAAACCCAAGAGGCGUAAGACGGCGGCCGGGCCGGUCCCGCCCAAGAACGCCCUGGUGCGGCUGAACGAGGUCCGGCCCGGCCUGCAGUACCGGCUGCUGUCCCAGACCGGGCCGGUCCACGCGCCCGUCUUCGUCAUGGCCGCCGAGGUCAACGGGCAAGUCUUCCAGGGCUCCGGGCCCACCAAGAAGAAGGCCAAGCUGAUCGCAGCGGAGAAAGCUCUGCAGUCCUUCGUCCAGAUCCCUGACACGUCCGAGGCCCACCUGGCCCGGAUCAUGGCGGCCCACACGGACUUCACCUCGGACCAGGCCGACUUCCCCAACGAGCUCUUCAAUGCCUUCGAGAGAUCCACCCCUUUGGACGACCCGUUGGGUCCAUUGGCGUCAAUUCACACCGGUUCCUCCCCGUCGUUGGGAUCAGAGUACCAGUUCCUCCUCUCCUCCGGUCCCGGACGAGCCCCCAAAAACCCCAUCAUGAUCCUCAACGAGAUGCGUCCCGGCCUCAGGUACGAGUUCGUGUCGGAGAGCGGCGAGAGCCACGCCAAGAGCUUCACGGUGUCCCUGGCGGUGGAGGCCCGCCGGUUCCAGGGUUCUGGCCGGAACAAGCGGCUGGCCAAGGCCCGGGCCGCCCAGGCCGCGCUGGCCGCCCUCUUCGGCCUGGGGCUGGACCGGCCGCCGUCGCAGCAGCCCAUACCCGGGGAGGGACGGCAGCUGCACCCGCCGCAGGUCUUGGCCGACGCUGUCUCUCGUCUGGUCAUCGAUAAAUUCGGCGAACUGACGGAUAACUUCACAUCCCCGCACGCUCGACGGAAGGUUCUGGCGGGCGUCGUCAUGACAACAGGUUCAGACCUGCGGACGGCCCAGGUCGUCUGCGUUGCCACGGGGACCAAGUGCAUCAGCGGCGAGCACGUUAGCGGCCGCGGCAUCAGCGGCGAGCUCGUUAGCGACCGCGGCCUGGCGCUGCACGACGGCCACGCCGAGGUGGUGGCGCGGCGCUGCCUGGUCCGGUUCCUGUACUCACAGCUGGAGAACGUCCUCAGAAUAAUGCCUAGGUACUUGACUUCGCUCCCCCCCGCCCUGCGAGCCCCGGCACCACGGCUGCCCCCCACAUACCGCCAAGCCAAGCAGGCGGCGCUGGACUACCAGGCCGCCAAGCAGACCCUGUACCGGGCCUUCCACCGGGCUGGGCUUGGGAUCUGGAACCAGAAACCCGGGGACCAGGACCGGUUCACCGGGGAGUCCUGA